Messenger RNA from Chrysochloris asiatica (Cape golden mole), 1937 nucleotides. RefSeq names its product IL2-inducible T-cell kinase (gene ITK). The record is from RefSeq and is a predicted model, not a curated record. Lineage: Eukaryota; Metazoa; Chordata; Mammalia; Afrosoricida; Chrysochloridae. The coding region runs from base 75 to 1937 and encodes 620 amino acids. Gene Ontology annotation, biological process: peptidyl-tyrosine autophosphorylation; B cell receptor signaling pathway; T cell receptor signaling pathway. Gene Ontology annotation, molecular function: non-membrane spanning protein tyrosine kinase activity; protein binding; ATP binding. The transcript is spliced from 17 exons.
UUGUCCAGAAGUUCUUUCCUCUGGCUGUGCAAAGUGGUGAUGCCCAAGGCGCAUCACUUGUCAAGAAUCGGAUCAUGAACAACUUUGUUCUCCUGGAAGAACAGCUCAUCAAGAAAUCCCAGCAAAAGAGAAGAACAUCUCCCUCGAACUUUAAAGUCCGCUUCUUUGUUUUAACCAAAACCAGUCUGGCCUAUUUUGAGGACCGCCAUGGGAAAAAGCGCACAUUGAAGGGCUCCAUUGAACUCUCCCGAAUCAAAUGUGUCGACAUCGUGAAAAGUGACAUUAUCAUCCCAUGCCACUAUAAAUACCCAUUUCAGGUCGUACAUGAUAACUACCUCCUGUAUGUGUUUGCUCCAGACUGUGAGAGCCGUCAGCGCUGGGUAUUGACCCUUAAAGAAGAAACAAGGAACAACAACACUUUGGUCUCCAAGUAUCAUCCUAACUUCUGGAUAGACGGCAGGUGGAGGUGCUGCGCCCAACUGGAGAAACAUGCCACAGGCUGUGCUGAGUACGACCCUGUCAAGAAUUCUUCAAAGAAGCCUCUUCCUCCUACUCCUGAAGACAACAGGCGGUCACUCCAGGGACCAGAUGAAACUUUGGUUAUUGCCUUAUAUGACUACCAAACAAACGAUCCACAGGAACUCACGCUUCGCCGCAGUGAAGAAUACUACUUGCUGGAUAGUUCUGAGAUUCACUGGUGGAGAGUUCAGGAUAAGAAUGGGCAUGAAGGAUAUGUACCAAGCAGUUACCUGGUGGAAAAAUCUCCAAAUAACCUGGAAACUUACGAGUGGUACAAUAAGAGCAUCAACCGUGACAAAGCUGAAAAACUUCUAAUGGACACAGGUAAAGAAGGGGCCUUUAUGGUACGAGAUUCCAGGACUCCAGGAACAUACACUGUGUCUGUUUUCACCAAGGCCAUUGUAAGUGAGAACAGCCCCUGUAUAAAGCACUAUCACAUCAAAGAAACAAAUGACAACCCCAAGCGAUAUUAUGUGGCUGAAAAGUAUGUGUUUGAUUCCAUCCCUCUCCUCAUCAAUUACCACCAACACAAUGGAGGAGGCCUGGUCACUCGACUCCGGUAUCCAGUUUCUUCCUGGAGGCAGAAAGCCCCAGUCACAGCAGGGUUGAGAUAUGGGAAAUGGGUGAUUGAUCCCUCAGAGCUCACAUUUGUGCAAGAGAUUGGCAGCGGACAAUUUGGGUUGGUGCAUCUUGGCUACUGGCUCAACAAGGACAAGGUGGCCAUCAAAACCAUUCAGGAAGGAGCUAUGUCUGAAGAGGACUUCAUAGAGGAGGCAGAAGUCAUGAUGAAACUUUCUCACCCCAAACUGGUCCAGCUUUAUGGAGUGUGUCUGGAACAGGCCCCCAUCUGCUUGGUGUUUGAGUUCAUGGAGCAUGGCUGCCUGUCAGAUUACCUGCGCAGCCAGCGGGGGGUCUUUGUGGCGGAGACCCUACUGGGCAUGUGCCUGGACGUGUGUGAGGGCAUGGCCUACCUGGAAGAUGCAUGUGUCAUCCACAGAGACCUGGCUGCCCGAAACUGUCUGGUAGGAGAAAAUCAAGUCAUCAAGGUGUCUGACUUUGGGAUGACAAGGUUUGUCCUGGAUGAUCAGUACACAAGUUCCACAGGCACCAAGUUCCCAGUGAAGUGGGCAUCCCCAGAAGUUUUCUCUUUCAGCCGCUACAGCAGCAAGUCAGAUGUGUGGUCAUUUGGUGUACUGAUGUGGGAAGUCUUCAGUGAAGGAAAAAUCCCAUAUGAAAACAGAAGCAACUCUGAGGUAGUGGAAGACAUCAGUUCUGGAUUUCGGUUAUACAAGCCCCGACUGGCCUCCACAAAUAUCUACCAGAUCAUGAAUCAUUGCUGGAAAGAGAGACCAGAAGACCGGCCAUCCUUCUCCAGUCUGUUGGGUCAACUAGCCGAGAUCGCAGAAUCAGGACUUUAG